Molecule: messenger RNA, 1900 nt
Organism: Sceloporus undulatus (fence lizard)
Lineage: Eukaryota; Metazoa; Chordata; Lepidosauria; Squamata; Phrynosomatidae
Gene: DIPK1B
Product: divergent protein kinase domain 1B
Exons: 5
Coding region: 237-1550 (437 amino acids)
Source: RefSeq, a predicted model, not a curated record
CACAAAGAGGUUUUUCCUCUUUAUUUUAUUUUUUGGAAGGGGGGGGGGGACCUGGAACAAAGAGAUCUCCCUCCAUCUGCCUGCAAGGAGACGCCCCCCUUCUCCUUCCUUCUCUGCUGCAGGCAAAGAAGAAGAGCAGAAGCAGAUUUGUUGUGUGUGUGUGUGUGGAAAGACAGCCAAGAUCUCCCCAAAUCUCCCUCCUCUUCCUCCUUUCCCACGCUCCCCCCUUCCAUCCCAUGGUUGAGGGGGGAGCCCAGCGCAGCAUGAGGAGACUGAGACGCUUGGUCCUUUUCUGUCCCUUUUCCAAGGGCCUGCAGAGCCGUCUUCCUGGCAUCAAGGUGAAAUACCUCUUCUUUGUCUGGCUGGGCAUUUUCAUUGGCAGCUGGGUGGUCUACAUGCAUUAUUCGUCCUAUUCGGAGCUCUGCCGGGGACACGCUUGCCAGAUGAUCAUUUGCGAUCAAUAUAAUAAAGGAAUAAUUUCCGGAUCCAUUUGCAAAGACCUUUGUGAGGAUCACACCUUGGUGUUCCAGCAAUGCCUCUCAUCCUCUCCCACCCAACAGGUGUACAGUGGGCUCUGGAAGGAGAAGGGAGUGAUCAUCAAAUGUGGCAUCGAAGAAGCCUUGAAAGCUGAUGGCAACCCUGAGUCCGCACCCAGAAGAGACGUGGUUCUCUUCAACAAGCCAACAAGGGGGACCUCCAUGGACGAGUUCCGGGAGAUGCUCUUGAAUUUCUUAAAAUCCACUCUUGGUGAUCAGACCUCCCUGGCAAACCUGGUGAACAAAAUCAUUUCUGUGGCCGAUGUCAGUCACGAUGGGAAAUUAUCUCUUGCAGAAGCCAAGUCCAUCUGGGCUCUUCUUCAGCUGAAUGAUUUUUUAUUGACCCUCUCUUUGCACGAGAAAGAACACACUUCCAGACUCUUGGGGCAUUGUGGGGACCUGUACAUCACCGAGAAGAUCCCGCACACUUCCCUCUACACCAUGGACAUCCCUCAGUUUCUGCAGCCGCUGUUGCCUUCCGCCGUUCACCGUGUUGUCCACCAGUGGUUCUCUCCAGCCUGGCCGCGACGGGCCAAAAUCGCCAUCGGCCUUUUGGAAUUUGUAGAGGAGAUCUUUCACGGGACAUAUGGGAACUUCUACAUCUGCGACGCAGGCUUCAAGAACGUGGGCUACAACGAGAAGUUUGACUUCAAGAUGGUGGACCUCAGGAAGGUAGCCACUGAGAUGACAAUCCAGGGGUUCCUCAAGGGGAGGCACUGCGAGCAGAAUGUGGACUGUACCUAUGGGAAAGAUUGCAUGGCACCAUGCGACAAGCUCAUGAAGCAGUGCAAGAGUGAUGUGGUCCAACCCAACCUGGCCAAGGUCUGUGGAUUCCUGCAGGAGUACUUACUCCAUGGGGUGCCAACUGACUUGAAAGACGAACUGCAGAAGCAGCUGAAAACCUGCACGACUCUCAGCGGCCUGGCAAGCCAAAUGGAGGUGCACCACUCGCUUGUGUUGAACAAUCUCAAGACGCUGUUAUGGAAGAAAAUUUCAAAUACCAAAUAUUCAUAGGGAUACAAUCAGGAAAGCAUAGGGAAAGGUGGGGUAGAGAAUUGGGUGAACAAGGAUGCUGAUGGAUACACACAAAGACCAACAGCUCCUCUCAUUCUCUUCUUGCUGCUUAGUAAAACAAUCAGACCCAUGAAAGGAUCAAGGAACAGUAAUAGGGCCAGAAAGCAAGGUCCAAAAGAGUUGGCAUACAAGACAACUGUAGUAGGAUGGUCAAGCCAGAGGCUGACUUUGGAUGGACAAUUGGUUGGGGUGUGCAAGGCAUCUGCCUGUUUAACGGGUGCUUCUUGUCUUGGAUAGACUUUAUGAUGUCAAUAAACAGUUUCACUCACUGUUCUUCCUACUCAAAAUUA